Molecule: messenger RNA, 3717 nt
Organism: Rhipicephalus microplus (southern cattle tick)
Lineage: Eukaryota; Metazoa; Arthropoda; Arachnida; Ixodida; Ixodidae
Product: aminopeptidase N-like
Biological process (GO): proteolysis; peptide catabolic process
Cellular component (GO): membrane; cytoplasm
Molecular function (GO): peptide binding; zinc ion binding; metalloaminopeptidase activity
Source: RefSeq, a predicted model, not a curated record
CCCGAGUCGACACACAUGUCGCACUUGUCGGUACGGCGUCGUGGCGGCGAGAGAACGUCUACAAAACAGCAACACUCUCGCGCCGGCGAAGACUGUGACGUUGUCGAGAGCGAGCCCCUCCUUUCGGUCGCUGAUCAGCUGACCGAGGAGGAAGCCCGUUGCUGGGAGGAGAGCGGCGAAGAGUGCGGGGACUCGGCUGAGGUCGGUUAUUCGGCGCCGGGAGUGCCAGGAGCGCGGAGGCAGCGGCAGCAGCACCAUUGGCAGCGGCUGUUUCGGAUCUCGCGCGACGUUCCCGAGCCGGUUGGCGGGCGCGGAUUGGUUUCUGGCGCGGGGCACGUGGCACGCGGCGGUAGCGGGCACGACGGAGCGCGGGAAGCGGUCGGCAGCCAGUUCCAUCGAUCGGCGGCCGGGAGCCGGGACGGGCCCGUUACCGGCGCAGCGAGCACCAGCGUCGAAAACGACGGCACGCGAGACGGCCGACGACAGGAGCCCAGCCGCCGCGCGGGGGGCCCGCCGCUGUCCAUGAGUCCCAGCACGGAGUACCUGGACAUGGACAAGAACGACGACGUCGCGCACAAGAACCGAGGCAUGUACGUGUCCCACAAAUGCAUCGCCAUAUGCGUCAUCCUGGUCGUGGCGGCACUGGCCAUCGUCGGCAUCACCACCAAACUGCUCACCGAAAAGGGCGAGUCUGGAACUGCCAAGCCCGCCGAGCCGAUCAAGCCCGUGCCUCCACUUCCGAAGAACGUUCGCCUACCGCGGUCUCUGGUGCCCGUGCACUACGACGUCGAGCUGACGCCUAGACUAGAUGGGAAGUUCACGUUCAACGGAUCCGUGGCAAUCCUCGUGCGCUGUGUGCUGGAGACUUGGAACGUGACGUUGCACAUCAAGGACCUCAACGUGUCGGACGUGUCCGUGAGCGAGUCGAACGCCGCCGGUGGUUCCCGCGUGGAACAUGACAGCUACGACGAAGACAAGCACCUGCAGUUCCUCAUUAUCAAGCUUAAGAGGCCGCUCGCCGUGGGGGCCAACUACACCGUCAGGAUGAACUUUGUCGGCCUCUUGAACGACGAUCUGGCGGGAUUCUACCGGAGCUCGUACGUGGACGCUUCGGGACACAAGAGGUGGCUGGCGACGACACAGUUCCAAGCGACGGACGCCCGCCGGGCGUUUCCUUGUUUCGACGAACCGGCCAUGAAGGCCACCUUCGCCGUCACCAUCGUUCGACCGACUAACAUGAAGGCACUAUCCAACAUGCCUAUCAACACCACCACAAAUAGGCCUAAUGGUCUACAGGCGGAUGCUUUCCAGACUACUGUGCGUAUGUCUACUUACUUGCUGGCGUUCGUGGUGAGCGACUUCGAGUCUCGGGGCGACGACAAGUUCAGGGUAUGGGCCCGGCCAAACGCCAUCUCGGCCGUGGACUAUUCGUUAUCAAUUGGUCCGAAGAUCUUGGAAUUCUACGAAAAGUACUUCUCGGAAAAGUAUCCACUCCCAAAGACUGACAUGGUGGCAGUGCCGGACUUUAAUGCUGGCGCCAUGGAGAAUUGGGGACUGGUCACCUUCCGAGAGACGGCCCUACUCUUCAACCCGAACGAGUCGUCGGCCGGAAACAAGCAGCGCGUCGCCGUCGUCGUGUCACAUGAACUCGCACAUCAGUGGUUUGGAAACCUAGUUACCAUGGAGUGGUGGGACGACCUGUGGCUCAAUGAAGGAUUCGCCACCUACGUUGAGUACCUGGGCGUGGAUUUCGUUCACAAGGACUGGGAGAUGGCACAACAGUUCAUCGCCGAAGAACUGCAGCCAGUGAUGGAGCUCGACUCCCUCAAGUCGUCGCACCCUGUCUCGGUUCCGGUCUACAACCCCGACGAAAUUAUCGAAAACUUUGACAAGAUAUCGUACGGAAAGGGGGCGUCCAUAAUUCGUAUGAUGAACUUCUUCCUCACGGAACCGGUCUUCAGGAAAGGUGUCUCGAACUACCUGAAGAAACGCUCUUUCAGCAAUGCCCGGCAGGAUGAUCUUUGGACGGAGCUCACGAUGGCUCAAAACGAAAGCAACCGCGUGGACGUCAAGACUGUGAUGGAUUCGUGGACUCUCCAGACGGGCUACCCGGUCAUCACCGUAAACAGGUCGUACGAGAGUGGCUCGGCAAACAUAUCGCAAGAGCGCUUCCUGGUCGACGGCACCAAGGACAACACGACGCUGUGGAAAGUACCUUUCACCUACACCGAUGCCAGGAGUCCCAACUGGAAUGCGACAGAACCCAAGCUGUGGUUUAAUAACAAGACAGCCGUUAUCACGGAUCUGCCUACAUCAAGAUCCGAUUGGUUCAUUGCGAACGUGCAAGAAGUGGGAUUCUACAAGGUCAACUAUGACGAGCUAAACUGGAAGCUGCUGAUUAAGCAGCUCAUGGAAAAACAUACGGACAUUCACGUCAUUAACAGGGCUCAACUACUGGACGACAUUCUGGAUCUGGCAAGGGCUGGCACCGUCGACUAUGGCUUGGCUCUGGACGCGACGCAAUACCUGGCAAAGGAAGAGUCGUACAUCGCCUGGAGCCCCAUCGCCUGGAAUCUAAAUUUCAUCAGCCGCAUGCUAGAAACUACUGAAGUUUACGGAAAGUGGAAGAAAUACAUGCUCAGCCUUGUGAAGCCAAACUACGACCGCCUCACGUGGAACGAGGAAGAAGGAGAAUCCAUCCUCACUACGUUCCUGCGCAGCGAAAUGUAUGCGACGGCGUGCGAGUUGGACCACGAGGACUGCGUCAAGGAGGCGCUCAACUACUUCCGCACCUGGAAGGAGAGCAAGGCGGAGAAAAGCCCCAUCAAACCCAACUUCCGCUCCUUUGUGUACUGCACGGCGAUCGCGAACGGCAACUACGAUGACUGGCUGUUCAUGUGGGACAUGUACAACAAGACCUCCGUGGCCUCGGAGAAAGUGAAGCAGCUGCAAAGCUUGGCCUGUUCCAGGGAACCAUGGGUCCUCAACAGUUUCCUGAUGAAGACGAUCACGCCCGACUCCGGCGUUCGCCGCCAGGACGGCGGGGCGGUCAUCAGUGCAGUCGCUUCCACUGUCUUCGGUCGCAGCCUCCUCUUCAACUUCUUGCUCGAGAACUGGGAAGCCAUCUACAAGACCUAUUCCGCCGGCGCAUUCUCUCUUCCUCGCAUCUUCGGUGCAGCCAGUGGCUCGAUACAUUCACGCUUCCAGCUGGAGAUGCUCGGCGUGUUCUACGAGAAGCACAAGGCGAGUGUGUCGGCGGUGGGCCGGACCUACAAGCAGACCGUCGAGAAGGCUGAGUCCAACAUUCGCUGGAAGGAGAAGAACUACGCCCGGAUACGGGACUGGCUGAACGAGAAAAUAAAGUAGCCGCCCAGCCUCGCUUAGGCAUCCUAGGUUAUACCAAAUUGAUAAAACUGAGAUGCGCUUUCUUUUUUUUUUCUUCAUUUGAUGCCGUAGACAUCCAUUCGUCCGGCCGAAUUUUGUGCAGCUAAACGGAGUUCUUAUAUUGAAGACUAUGUCUGCUGCCCUUCAGUCCUCUGUACAUUACUUGAAUUGCCCCGCGAAAAAUUCCUACGGUUGCGUUCCUCGGUUCUGGUUUGCAGUUGAGGAUUGUGCCGGGUGCGUUGAGCGAUUGUGCACAUUGUUCCGCAAGUAGUGCUGCCUGAACGCUCCUCGUAUUUUCAUUUUUUUUCCCCUCUGUGCGCAUGCUGACCAAUA